Tribolium castaneum (red flour beetle) is the source of this 1383-nucleotide messenger RNA. It is a transcript of the gene Ssl1, whose product is annotated as Suppressor of stem-loop mutation. Gene Ontology annotation, cellular component: transcription factor TFIIH holo complex; transcription factor TFIIH core complex. The transcript has 6 exons. Gene Ontology annotation, molecular function: zinc ion binding. NCBI's taxonomy places the organism in Eukaryota, Metazoa, Arthropoda, Insecta, Coleoptera, Tenebrionidae. Gene Ontology annotation, biological process: regulation of transcription by RNA polymerase II; nucleotide-excision repair; DNA-templated transcription. Bases 99 to 1298 code for a protein of 399 amino acids. The record is from RefSeq and is a predicted model, not a curated record.
CAUGAGGAGUUGAAAGUUACUAAACGUGUUACUUGUUGACAGCUAACCUAACAAUUUCAUUUUGUGAAAAAGUGGAAUUUUUGUGUUAAUUGUGAAAAAUGGUGGAUGAGGAAGACCCAAAAGAGUACCGAUGGGAGACCGGAUACGAGAAAACAUGGGAGGCUAUAAAGGAAGACGACGAUGGGUUUCUGGAGGCUUCAGUUUCUGAAAUUAUACAAAGGGCUAAACGAAAAAGACAGGCACAAAAACAGGGCAGUUCCAAGUUGGGAAUGAUGAGACAUUUAUUCAUGAUUGUUGAUUGUUCAGAGUCUAUGUCGAGUCAAGAUCUGAAGCCUACACGUCUUCUAUGCACCAUCAAGUUGUUGGAAAACUUCAUUGAGGAGUUUUUUGACCAAAAUCCGAUCAGCCAGCUCGGAAUCAUCAUAAUGCACAACAAACGUGCUGAGAAAAUCAGUGAUUUGGCCGGAAACGCCCGAAAACAUAUCAAAGCUGUGCAAAAUCUUAAACAGACUUCACUUGUGGGUGAACCAUCGUUGCAGAACAGUAUCGAGAUGGCUUUGAGGGCGUUGAAAUUGUUACCAUCGCAUGCAAGUAGAGAGAUUUUGGUAAUUAUGGGUAGUUUGACCACUUGUGAUCCUGGUGAUAUCACAACAACAAUUCAGAUGUUGAAGACAGAAGGGGUCAGAUGUUCAGUGAUUGGUUUGGCUGCUGAAGUAUACGUUUGUAGACAAUUAGCGAAUCAAACUGGUGGAUUAUACAAUGUUAUUUUGGAUGAUUGUCAUUUCAAAGAUUUAUUGUAUCAACAAGUGGAUCCACCACCUGCCGCACAAACGCUCGAAUCAAAUUUAAUUAAAAUGGGUUUUCCACACCAGAUGUCUGUUGAAGGUACUGAAGAGCCUUUGACAAUGUGUAUGUGCCACGUGGACAGCAUUGACGAGGGAAGUAAAUUAAACACAGGUGGUUAUUACUGCCCCCAAUGUUACAGCAAAUAUUGCGAAUUACCUGUUGAAUGCCGUGCUUGUGGUUUAACUUUAGUCUCAGCCCCACAUUUAGCACGAUCUUACCACCAUUUAUUCCCUGCAGCUAAUUACACUGAAGUGGUUUACGACAACCAAACUCCGAUUUGUUUCGCCUGUCAAAAAAAUUUCACCGAAAAUGAAAAACAAGUGUACGAAUGUCCUAACUGUUCGAAAAUCUUUUGCAUAAAUUGCGAUAUUUUCGUGCACGAUAUUUUGCACACAUGUCCCGGAUGUGCAACGAAUUUGUCAACGUUUCAGAUUGCUCACACGACUCAAUAAAAUGCUUAGUUUAUUGAACAAAUAGAAAAAAAUACGUUACAUAAAUUCUUAUAAGUUAAUAAAUUAGUUUUUACUUUACUAUAAA